Molecule: messenger RNA, 3581 nt
Organism: Bradysia coprophila
Lineage: Eukaryota; Metazoa; Arthropoda; Insecta; Diptera; Sciaridae
Product: Golgi apparatus protein 1-like
Cellular component (GO): Golgi membrane
Molecular function (GO): fibroblast growth factor binding
Source: RefSeq, a predicted model, not a curated record
GCAUUUUCAUCUCUUGCAUUUUUUGUCUAACAGUGUCACCGUAAACAAGGAACUAUUUUGGAAGAUUUUCGAUAAAAUGCGGUUCGCGAUCUUCGUGUAAUUUUAUAAAAAUUAACUGUUAGUAAUCAAGUGAUGAAAGAUGAUAAACUCUGAGACAAUAUUGCUUUUAAUAUUGUUCGUUGUAAACAUAACCGCUGAUGGUGUGGAUAACCGAAUUAAACGGAACGUCAUUCAUGGCCCCAUUAAAUUGAUCAAUGAACCGGCUUGUAGGGAAAUAAAGAAUUUGUGCAGCAGUUUACCGGACGACGCAGAUGAUUUAAUAGUUCUCGAAUGUGUACAAACGUUUCUUACAUCACAAAUUGAGGGUCUGUCGGACGAAUGUCAACACUCGAUUUGGUCUCAUACGUCAGAGCUUCUAGAAGACGUCAACGUGGCCAGACUGACUCAAAAAGUCUGUGCAAAUGAUCUAACUAAAUUGAGUUGCAAAGUAACGAAAGAGCCGGGGCACAUGUUGGCCUGCUUACUGGACCAUCAGAACGACAUUAAAAGUGCUGGAUGUCGGAGCGUCAUCCAAAAACUUGAAUGGGUCGCAUUUUCGGAUUUUCGACUAAUCGGACCAUUUGUACGAGAUUGUGAGAGUGACAUUGAAGCGAAUGGCUGUGGACGAUUGAGCACCGAUCGGAAUACCCUGUCCCAGGGUGAGACGUUAGCUUGCUUACAAAGCAAGAUCGACGAUUUAACGAAGGAAUGCAGGAAGGGAAUUUUACGUUUGUCUGAACUACAAUCUGAUAAUGUGAGGCUCGAUAAAAAAUUAUUCCUAGCGUGUACAGACGAUGCACGGCGAUUCUGUCCGGACAUCAGGCCAGGAACGGGUGCUGUGUAUAAAUGUUUGAUUAGAAAUAAAAAUGAUCAAACAAUGUCGUCUCUGUGUAAGGAGCAACUACUGCGACGGGAUAAACUAAUUGCCCAUGACUACAAAGUAAGCAAGGGUCUAGCCAGAGCUUGUAGAGAGGAUAUUAAGAACAACAAAUGUCGACGAGGUGUCUCCGAAGACAAAGAUGUUCGACUAGCACAAAUUCUGUUGUGUUUGGAAGCAGCAAGUAAAAAUAAUACAAAAAUUUCUCCGGAAUGUCUGGCCGAAAUGACGGAUCACCGGAAAUUGCUGAUGGACGACUUUCAACUCUCUCCGGAAAUUUUAACGGGUUGCGCUGACGACAUCACAAAGUUUUGCGACAAUUUGGAGGCUGCUGGUAAAACCAUUCAUUGUUUGAUGGAACACGCAAGACCGAAGAAGAAAAAGGAUCGUCGCAUAACAUCAACGUGUCAAAGAGCAUUGGAAAUGGUCAUAAAGGUGAGCGAUGUGGCAGAAGAUUGGCGUGUUGAUCCAGUUUUGCGAAGUGCUUGUAAGCCAGUCGUUGAUAUAGCUUGUCGUGAUGCUAACAGUGGUGAUGCUCGAGUUAUGUCUUGCUUAAUGGAGAAAAUCGGAACAGAUUUCAUGACGUCCGAUUGCGAGGUUGCCCUCAUGCAAAUACAAUAUUUUGUGGCUCGUGACUUUAAAUUGGAUCCACAAUUGUACAGAAAUUGCAAAGCUGAUGCCAUUUCCCUUUGCCAUGCUAAGCCGUCAUGGGAUGACGCUGACAAUGCUCCAAUGGAUCCCGAUAGGGGACCAUUAAUUUUACCAUGUCUAUACAGAAGUGCCUUUCACCCAGAUAAAAACGUUCAACUAAAACCGGAAUGCUUCCAGGAAAUAAAACGUGUAAUGCGACAACGUGCCAUUUCAGUUGAUCUAAUUCCAGAAGUCGAAGAUAUGUGCAUAGACGAUCUAGCCAAUUUUUGUUUCGAUAAAACGCAAAAAGGUGAAGAAAUGCAAUGUCUGCAGGACAAUUUAGAGAAACUGAUUCAGAGGUGUAAGACCGCUGUCAUAACCUAUACCGAAGAGGAAGCUGCACACAUUGAAUUGAACCCAAUCAUAAUGUCCCAUUGUCGCAACGAAAUGGAACGGCACUGCGAUUCGAUAUUGAAAAGUGGAAGAGAUGAAGGCGAAAUGAUGGAAUGUUUGAUUGCGCACAAAAACGAUCCGGAUUUCCGACAAAACAUCAAGUGUCGUGCCGUAAUCGAACACUUUCAAAUUACUUCGCUGAAAAAUUACCAUUUCACCUACAAAUUCAAAGAGGCGUGUCGACCUCAUGUGAUGAGAUUCUGUCCCAACAGUAACACGAAGUAUGAUGUGGUGGAGUGUUUGAGUGAAGUAAUGCGAAAUGAUACGCUGAAAAGCCAACGGCAUACAAUACCGAAAGAGUGCAGACAGCAAGUGCGCGCUCAGCUAUACCAACAACGGGAAAAUAUUGAUUUUGAUCCGAAACUGAAAAGUGCUUGUAAGGAGGACAUAAAAACAUUUUGUUUGAAUGUUCCGAACGGUGCUGGUCAGGUGAAUAAGAAAAAUGUAUUAGAAUGCUUACAAAAUCAACACGACAAACUAGGACCAACAUGUCGGCACGCAAUUUUCGCCAUUAGAAAGUCAGAGCUCACAGAUAGUGCGACCGAUUACACAUUAUUGAAUUCCUGUGCGGGAAUGAUACGACAAUACUGCCACGAAACUGAAACUUCUAAAACAUUGGAAUGUCUUAAAAUACAUAAGGACGAGCCACUAUUCGACGGUGUGUGCAAAUUGGUUGUCGUGAAUCGCAUGAUUGACCAGAACAUGGACUACCGAUUCAAUCCGAUGCUACAGAAUGCGUGCUCAAAAAACAUCGCCGAAUAUUGCACAAAUAUCGUAGCGUCCGCGAAACAAAAUGAGGAAUUGAAUGGCAAAGUGGUGGGUUGCUUGAAGACCAAAUUCCGUGAAGGAAAGUUAACUAAAAAGUGUGAAGAGCAAAUGACUGAAGUGUUGCACGAGCAAGCUUUAAAUUAUAAGCUAAAUCCAUUGCUGAAAUCUGUGUGCAAUGCCGAAAUUGCCAUUCUGUGCAAACCGAAAGAUGAGGUUGAAGAGUACGGUGAAGUUGAGGAAUGUUUGAAGUUGGCCUUUUUGAAUCAUAAAAUUAUUAGUCAUGAAUGUAAGUUCGAGGUAGCUACGUUGAUUCAAGAGGCCAAGGCAGACAUUCACGUUGAUCCUCUUCUACAACGGGCGUGCACCGUGGAUUUACUGAAGUAUUGUUCGAAUGUGCCUAGCGGAAAUGGAAGAUUACUCAAAUGUCUUCAAGUGAUACUCGCUGACGAAUCGAAAGCAUUGGAACCGGAUUGUAAAUCGAAAUUGGAAAAACGAAUGGAAAUGUUUCGAAAUGCAGCGCCGUUGAUCGCCCACGCACCAGAAGACUUAGGGCAGCUUUAUUCACAGGUAGCUACAUCACCAGCUCGUCGUUAUUUUAUUGUGUUAGGGAUCUCAGCAGUUGGGUUCACUUUUAUUUUUGGUAUGUUUUUCGGUCGUCUGUUCCGACGGCAAGGCAUAUCAAAAAAUAAGUAAGGCUGAGGCGAAUAAUUUUUUUUUUCUUUUUUGAAAACUCGAAUUUGGAUCGAUUUGUAAAAUUUUGAUGAAAGAGUAUUGUUUUCUUUGACUUUGAAUGGAAUAAAGAAUUUGAUUUUUA